Molecule: messenger RNA, 1919 nt
Organism: Coniophora puteana RWD-64-598 SS2
Lineage: Eukaryota; Fungi; Basidiomycota; Agaricomycetes; Boletales; Coniophoraceae
Product: MFS general substrate transporter
Exons: 10
Coding region: 108-1919 (603 amino acids)
Biological process (GO): basic amino acid transport; transmembrane transport
Cellular component (GO): fungal-type vacuole membrane
Molecular function (GO): basic amino acid transmembrane transporter activity
Source: RefSeq, a predicted model, not a curated record
UUCUGUCGAUCCCUACAAGUAUAUAAGCUGUGUCGUCUCGACCUUGGUUGAGUCACUCACGCUUACCAUCAACCCAAGUCGUCCCUUGGGUAUUCCCGCACGCAGACAUGACACGGAUCCCCUUCCGAAAGUCUACUGACAUAACCGGAGCCAAGGAGCCGAAGGAAACGCUCUCAGGCUCCGCAGAAUCCAAGGAAGCGAGGAUCAAGAAUAUCAGGAUUUUUGUUGCGUUGCUCUUGCCAGUGUUCCUUGAGACGCUGGAUUAUACGGUCGUUGCUACUGCACAAUCGCGUAUCGCGUCGGAUUUUGACGCUUUGAGUCUGCAGAGCUGGGUAGGGACAUCAUACCUGCUCACGUCCGCGGUGUUCCUCCCGUUCUUUGCCUCGAUCGCAGACGUCUUCGGCCGACACUUUGGCCUCCAGUUCUCGCUCCUAUGGUUCCUUGUCGGCAGCGCGAUUAGCACAGGUGCUCAGAACAUGAUCACGAUGCUCGUUGGGAGAGGUGUCGCUGGUGUCGGUGCUGCGGGCUUGUUGACGGUUGUUCGGACAAUUAUGGCAGACUCGUCAUCCAUCAGUGCAAACAACUGGCAGCAGUCUGGUUUGUUCUUUCUGUACGCAGUCGGAUUCAGUGUUGGUCCCGUCAUUGGCGGAUACUUGAUUGACGUCAACUUUCGAUGGGUGUUCGCAAUCAACCUUCCCGCCGCUGUUGUGGCGAUGCUGUCCUGCGCUAUACUCCUACGCGGCCAAGUCAAGAAAGGGAAGCCACUUCAACAGCUCCCAAAUUCUUCCAAAGACCGUAGCACAUUCAUCCAGAAGGUCUUGCUUCUUGACUGGAUUGGCAUGCUAUUCUUCAUCCUGGGCGGUAUCUUGAUCCUACUCGCGUUCAACUGGGGCCCAGACGACGGCUGGAACACCGCGCGCGUCAUUGUCUCCCUCGUCGUUGGCGUAGGACUCCUCUCACUUUUCCUCUUCUGGGAAGACCGACUCCGACGGAUUCAGCUAAAGUCGACAUCGUCAACGCCAACGGUCUUCUUGGCAUUUCGGAUGCUCCCGCUGGAGAUCUUUAGGACGUUCGAUAUGUGUGUGGUACAAUACUGCUGCUUCGUCUCGGGCAUUGUCAUGUUUGUUAUGUUCUACUUCGUGGCGAUCUUUGCGGUCAUUGUAACUGGCCUACCGGCGGCCCAAGCGGGUAUCCAGCUCCUGUAUUUUGCACCCGGGAUGGGAGGCGGGUCAUGGCUUACUAUCGCCAUCAUCAAACGAACCAAAGAGCCGAAAUUCUCCAUCAUUCCCGGUUCGGUAUUGUUGCCCGUGAGUCUGGGUUUGAUCCAAAUGGCGAUGAAGCAAAAAAAUCAGGGCAUGGUUAAUGGAUUCAUGGCCAUGGCAGGCGUUGGUGUUGGUAUGACGGCAGGAUCGCUCGCCGUGCAAGGACGGUUCAUUGAACCGGACCACAUCGCCAUAGUCAGCGCUUUAAUGCUCUUCUUCCGCACGUUAGGCGGUACAGUUGGCCUUGCACAAUGCUUUACUGUCAUGGACUCCAAAGUGAAGUCCUACGUCUUCGAUCAGAUUCAAGCUGGCGCCCUCUCCCCGUCUGACCUCGCAGCACUCGUAUCCCUAUAUAGCAGUCAGGGCGGCGGCCUAUCAUCGCUUACUAGCCUUGACGGUUUGCCUAGCGACGUGCAGACGAUCAUAAGAGACGCAUAUAGGUACGGUGUCGCGUGGAGCUUUGUAUCCUUGAUUCCCUGGGCAGGGAUUGCUGCGCCUAUGUCGUUCUUCUUGACGAGCAUCAAGAAGAAGGAUGAUCCAAAGGAGACGCAGGGUCGAGAGGAGGCUGAUCACGAUGAAGGAAGGCUAGGGGAUGAUAAUACAGGAAGUGCUGAACGUAUUGAGAUGACGAGUAGGACUCACUCAGCAUUCCAUUAA